UUUCUUCUCUGUUUUUCUUUCUUUCUUUCUUUCUACACUUACCGUAAUCCGUAUUUGCUACCAUUAAUUUUUGUUGUUUGUGUUGUGUUCUCCCGAAGCAGAUCUCUCUUAAUUGCCUCCUUCUUCUGUGAUUCCUUUCUCUGCACUUCACUCAAAGCUCUGCUUUCUUCUUCUUCUUUUUUCUCGGUCGCUUUCUAGCAACAUUGCUUACAGUUUCACUCUGUUUUCGCCUUCCAGAAAGCAUGGAACUUUAUGUUUCAACCCUUCUCUUCUUCACAGCGUUGUCAAUGGAUUGGAGUCUUGUGUAGCGGAUAUUGAAUUGCAAACGAGGAGAUGAGAGGGGAGUCAUCUGGAUUGAUAAUUGGGAUUUCCAUAGGUGUCGUGAUCGGUGUGCUUUUGGCUAUUUUGGCGUUCUUAUGUGUUAGGUACCAUAGGAAGCGGUCGCAGAUAGGGAAUAGCAGUUCUAGGAGGGCAGCUACAAUUCCUAUCAGAGAAAAUGGUGCUGAUUCAUGUAGUAUACUGUCAGACUCAACUAUUGGUCCCGAAUCACCAAUGAAAUCUGGACGCAAUGGCAUGCCGUUCUGGCUUGAAGGAUUCAAGAAAAGUAAUGGGGUCUCCAUGUCUGGGAUUCCAGUGUAUCCAUACAAGGAUCUGCAAAAGGCGACCUACAAUUUUACAACCUUAAUAGGACAAGGAGCAUUUGGUCCAGUUUACAAAGCUCAGAUGCCAACUGGUGAGACUGUAGCUGUUAAAGUGCUUGCAGCAGAUUCUAGGCAAGGGGAGAAAGAGUUUCAGACAGAGGUUAUGCUGUUGGGAAGGUUGCAUCAUAGAAACCUUGUGAAUUUGGUUGGAUAUUGUGCAGAAAAGAGUCAACAUAUACUUAUAUAUGUCUACAUGAGUAAAGGCAGCUUGUCUUCUCAUUUGUACAAUGAAAGUUAUGAACCCGUAAACUGGGAUGUGAGGGUCCAUAUUGCUUUAGAUGUUGCGAGGGGCCUGGAGUAUCUCCACAAUGGGGCAGUUCCUCCUGUAAUUCACAGGGACAUAAAAUCUUCCAAUAUCCUUUUGGAUCAUUGUAUGAGAGCCAGGGUAUCCGACUUUGGACUUUCAAGAGAAGAGAUGGUAGACAAGCAUGCUGCUAUACGAGGAACAUUCGGAUAUCUUGAUCCUGAAUAUGUAUCUACGAGAACCUUCACCAAGAAAAGUGAUGUUUACAGUUUUGGCGUUUUGCUUUUUGAACUUUUAGCUGGCAGAAAUCCUCAGCAAGGUCUCAUGGAGUAUGUUGAGCUUGCAGCGAUGAAUACCGAGGGGAAAGUGGGCUGGGAAGAACUCGUGGAUGCUCGUCUUGAUGGAAAUUUCGGCGUGCAAGAGCUCAAUGAAGUCGCUGCCCUUGCAUACAAAUGCAUCAACCGUGCCCCAAGAAAACGACCAUCCAUGAGGGACAUCGUGCAAGUGCUAUCGCGGGUUGUUAAAUCAAGGCACAACAGAAAGGCUCAUCACAAGAAGUCCAUAUCUGCUGCAACAGAUGAAGUUUCCAUUGAUAUGGACCAACCAGAGAAUAGGACUCCGGUCUCUGAACAUCGAAGAGAGGAGUCUAUGGACAGUACUGAUACAUAUGAAGUCUAGAUGAUGAAGUUUUUCAUCAACUCAUUUGUCACAUAACUUGAUUUUGGUUCAAAAGAAUAUCUAGUUUGCUAGCAGACUUAGCUCUCUGUAAUAUAUUGUGUAACAUAGUUAGGUGAACAGGUUCCUUUCUUUUCAA
Molecule: messenger RNA, 1759 nt
Organism: Tripterygium wilfordii
Lineage: Eukaryota; Viridiplantae; Streptophyta; Magnoliopsida; Celastrales; Celastraceae
Product: calcium/calmodulin-regulated receptor-like kinase 1
Exons: 8
Coding region: 334-1623 (429 amino acids)
Biological process (GO): protein phosphorylation
Molecular function (GO): protein kinase activity; ATP binding
Source: RefSeq, a predicted model, not a curated record